Pelagomonas calceolata is the source of this 1091-nucleotide messenger RNA. The record is from the annotation of a GenBank genome assembly. Lineage: Eukaryota; Pelagophyceae; Pelagomonadales; Pelagomonadaceae.
GGACGCAUCGUAGAUGCCCCGGGACGACUGGGCGUUUGCUUCGAAUCGGCGCUUUCAUGGCUGGGCCAUCUCUUGGCUUGGCAAAAGAGGAUAAAGCCGCUCCGCCCGCGGCGUCGACGCAGCCCUCGGCACGAACGAAGCGGCAGCCCCAGCAAACGGGCUGCCCCGGCACCAGUCAUGGGGCUCCGCCUCCUCGCGGCAGCCCUCCUCACGGCCACAGCGCACGCGGCCUGCGAAGUAUGCAUGAAAUACCUGGACGAGACCUGGGCGAACCGCAGCAAGUACCCAUGCAAUCAAACGUGGGCGGAGGCGCAAGGUUACGAUGAUUGUUCUCCACAAACAUUAAGCUUUGAACAGGGAAUGUACCUCGAAAGGACGUGCUCGGAGAACGAGGAUUUGUGUCCGGAGCCCGCCGACCCCGAGCCGGCCUUUGAAUUGGGCGCGCGCCUGGCCCCGGACACGGUCAACAGCGGGCGGAACUGGGUCGACAAGCACACGUACGCGGACGCGAACCAGGUCAGCCGGACGCUCUGUUUUACCGGGGCCGGGAACUACGCGCGGCAGCAGGCGUACUGCGACCUGGAGUGCAAAGCGAACCAAAAAACGAGGAAAGCCGUCGCCAAGGCGUCUGGCAGGGACGACGACGGCUACAAUGAAGAUUGCCGGGGCCCGUGGUACUGCAGCAAGAUGGAGGUCUGCCACUUGUUCCACGACAAGACCGUGAACGACGAGGACAAGAGGGGCCCGAAGCGCAAGUGCAUGACGGUCCGGUCCUGCGCGAACCACUCGCAGUGCUUUCCUACUGAUUCGGACCAGGAGCGCAUGCGCAUCUCCUCGAACGCGUUCACGAUCCGACCACGGAAAGUCGAGGACGGCUACUCGGAGUCGAAAUCCGCGUUGGGGACCCAAAUUAGGGACCACGGCUUCACGAUGCAGUACGGCGGCAUGGAGCACACGACGCGGUGUUGUGUCAAUAGAAACAACUUCCGGCCGACGAUCGACACGCCGUGCAAUAGCGGUGUUCGCGCUCGCUUGAGUCUGUCCGUCGCUGUAGUCGCGCUCGCGUGGUGGAGGUAAUAUAUCUGUACUUA